Molecule: messenger RNA, 1425 nt
Organism: Morus notabilis
Lineage: Eukaryota; Viridiplantae; Streptophyta; Magnoliopsida; Rosales; Moraceae
Product: PAX-interacting protein 1-like
Exons: 9
Coding region: 213-1223 (336 amino acids)
Source: RefSeq, a predicted model, not a curated record
CGAAGCAAAUCUCAGAGCAGCAGGAGUGGUCUCAGGCAAGCGGGCAGCCGCGUCCACCAAGUAGAAGCAGUCCUCAGGCAAUUGGUAGCAAUUCUACCUCGUCAACAGCUCCAGUAAAUACUCAAAUACCAGAAUUUUCGGAAUGUGAUUGGAGUGAGCAUGCCUGCCCUGAUGGAUAUAAAUAUUACUAUAACUGUGUCACCUGUGAAAGCAUGUGGGAAAAGCCCAAGGAAUUUGCUUUGUUUGAGGAACAAGUUAAGAAGCAGGUACAAGAACAAAAUCCUUGCCACCAGCUCCAGACUUGUUCACCCGUCCUCUCUACCCAACAACCUGCUCAACCACAAGAAAUCCAAAAUCAGAGUCAUGUUCUUGAUCAGAAACUUCAACUCGAAAAACAAUCUUUGUCUGCAUCGUGGGAAAAGCCCAAGGAAUUUGCUUUGUUUGACGAACAAGUGAAGAAGCAGGUAGAAGAACAAAAUCCUUGCCACCAGCUCCAGUCUCGUCCACCCGUGCUCCUUACCCAACAACCUGCUCAACCACUAGAAAUCCAAAAUCAGACUGAUGUUUUUGAUCAGAAACUUCAACUUGAAGAACAGUCCUUAACUGCACCGUCGGAAAAGCCCAAAAAAUUUGCUUUGCUUGAGGAACAAGUAAAGAAGCAGGUACAAGAACUAAAUCCUUGCCACCUGCUCCAGUCUUGUUCACCUGUUCUCUCUACCCAACAACCUGCUCAACCACAAGAAAUCCAAAAUCAGACACAUGUUCUUGAUCAGAAACUUCAACCCGAAAUACAAUCCUUGUCUGCAUUGUCGGAAAAGCCCAAGGAAUUCGCUUUGCUUGGGGAAGAAGUAAAUAAGCAGGUAGAAGAACAAAAUCCUUGCCACCAGCUCCAGUCUUGUUCACCCAUGCUCUCUACCCAACAACCCGCUCAACCACCAAAAAUCCAAAAUCACACUCAUGUUCUUGAUCAGAAACUUCAACUCGAAAAACAAUCCUUGUCUGCACCACCCAAAGAAUUUGCUUCGCUGGAGGAACAAGUAAAGAAGCAGGUAGAAGAACAAAAUCCUUGCCACGAGCUCCAGUCUAGUUCACCUGUUCUCUCUACCCAACAACCUGCUCAACCACCAGAAAUCCAAAAUCAGACUCUUUUUCUUGAUCAGAAACUUCAACUCGAAAAGCAAUCCUUCUCUGCACUGGAACCGGAUCGCAUGGAAGUGCAGUGAGGGAAGGGUCCUGCUAUUUCGCAAUCCAUGUUCUGAAGUUAUCAGGGUGAUGGUCCAUUUCCCCCCAGCUGAUCACCAAUCUUAGUCCUGAGGAGCUCCAGAGCAUUAUCUUGGCUGGCCAGCUACAUUAUCCGCAAACAAUUUGCUGUUAGAAUAAUUUUAUCUUUUUAGAUUCUUGCUUCCAUUUUGUUCACUUUUUUAC